AUGGAGCGCGAGGUUCGGCGGGGUGAUCCAUUAUCCCCGUUCUUGUUCAUUAUUGAAGUUGAAGGACUUCACAUUGCUUUUGAAUCGGCGAAAGAAAAGGGCAUAUUUAAAGGUAUCCAACUCCCCCACCGUGAUCCAGUAAUCUUUCACCUUCAAUACGCUAAUGACGUAAUAUUUAUGGGAUCAUGGGCAACGGAAAAUACGAAAAACCUGAUCAGAAUUCUAAGAUGUUUUGAACUGUCAUCGGGACUCAAGAUUAAUAUGUCAAAAAGUAAAUUAUAUGGGUUUGGUGUUCAGAACUGUGAGCUGGAACUUGUGGCCCGUAGUUUCAACCAUUCGAUUGGUUCUCUCCCUUUUACCUACUUAGGUCUCCCUGUUGGCGCUUCUAUGGCUAGAGUCACCCACUGGAAACCUAUCAUCGAAAAAUUCCAGGCAAAACUAUCCAGAUGGAAAGCCUCCACCUUGUUGUUUGGGGGUAGAUUGACCUUAUGCAAAGUAGUACUAAGUAGCCUUGGCUCGUUUUACUUCUCUAUAUAUAUGGCUCCUAUAAAGGUGAUUAAAAGUCUUGAAAGAAUUCAGAUGAUGUUUUUUUGGGGAGGCUGCCUGGAAUCAAGGAAAAUGGCCUGGAUUGCUUGGGAUAAGAUCCUCGCAGCUAAAGAAAAAGGUGGGCUCGGUGUUGGUAGUUUAAAGGCGCAAAAUCUUGCUCUCUUGGGAAAAUGGUGGUGGCGUUUCAGAAAACAGCCUGACAGCAUAUGGGCUUUGGUGAUUAAAGCCAUUCAUGGACCUAAUGGAGGCGUUUCUCGACCUAUGGCUACAAAAAGAAGAAGUGGUUGCUGGGUUCAAUUGCAUGCCUGCCAAUAUCGUUAG
Molecule: messenger RNA, 867 nt
Organism: Lactuca sativa (garden lettuce)
Lineage: Eukaryota; Viridiplantae; Streptophyta; Magnoliopsida; Asterales; Asteraceae
Source: RefSeq, a predicted model, not a curated record